AUGGCGGACAACGAGCCUUCCUCAGGCGCGUGCAUCAGCGACUACACCACCACCUCGGACGCCGGCGAGAUCGCAGCAGAGCGCCUCUUUGGCAGCCUCAAGACGCAGUUGACCUGGAACCCCGAUUCACAAGCGAUGCGCAUCAACGUGCGGCAGCUGGCCGAGACGCAGCGAGGCGUCGAGGUCAAGUACAAAGGAAGCCUGCACACAGGCACCGGCGAUUACAGGUACCGAGCCCAGCUGCGCAAGGCCUUCUUCACCAACACGCCCUCCAUAGCGCGCAUCAUGGCCGCAGACAAGGGCAUCGCGAUCAAGGGCGACGACGAGCAGCGCCGGCAGCUGGACGGACGCAGGGUGCUGCCGGCGGGCGCGGCGGGGCUGCUGUGGCGCGACUGGUGCAUCUCCCCAGGGAUCGCACUCAGCAGCGAGAAGGAUGCCGGGUUCACCUACACGCUCGGCUUCAGGAAGCAGCCGCAGGUGACGGGCCCGCCCGUCGUGAUCGUGAAGCGAUCUGGGGCCUGGGACAGCUGGCUGGCCUACAAAGGUACACUGGAGUUCAACCCGACGACGCAGCAGGAUUUGGCGAGACGCCAGCUGCGGCAGGCACCUGACCCUGCGCAGCAGCCAGGGCCGCCGCUGCCAGCCGCCAAGUCCGUGUCCCCGCAGCAUACUGAACUGGGGCCGGUUUUUUCAAACGGCGAGCGCGUCAUGCAAACUCUGCGUGUGCAGGUGGGGGCGUUUGGCAACGCGCGGCUGAAGCUGUUCAGGAUCGGUUUCACCAGCACGCAGGACGCGCGGCUGAGCCUUGGAUGGAAUUGGCGGGUCGCGCCGGCGGCCGCCGCGGGCGCAGGCGAGAUCGACGCGGGCGGGGACGAGAUCUCUGCGGGCCCCGUCACUUUCAGCCGGCCUUGGACGGCGCCGCGCGGCGGGUCGCCGCAGGGCGCGCCGGGCUGA
Molecule: messenger RNA, 954 nt
Organism: Monoraphidium neglectum
Lineage: Eukaryota; Viridiplantae; Chlorophyta; Chlorophyceae; Sphaeropleales; Selenastraceae
Exons: 9
Coding region: 1-954 (317 amino acids)
Source: RefSeq, a predicted model, not a curated record